UGGUGCGAGGUCGCUUCUCCAAACUCGCGCCGCCGUGGUGGUGGAGGAACAACAGGAGCAAAGCGCUGCCGGCCUCACUCGACUGUGGCUCGGCGCCGCGCCCGCAUCGCAGCAGCUCCGUCUCGCUCUCUCGUAAACCCAGUUCGCAAUUCGCCACUUCCGUGCAUUUCCUUCCACGACCGGAAGUUGAGCUUCUCUUGGCCCACUUUUCCCACACGGCCGGAACCAUUGAGGUGGCGACGGAGGCGUUCGCGUCCAGAUUUCUCGCCUCAGGUGAGACGGGAUGCGGGAGGAGUUUGGCGGCCUCGACCUCACCUUCGGCGCCGUCAUCCGCAGCUCUGCCUGAACUGAGCGCAUCCAUCCCUCGUUGCUCUGCGAUGGCCGAAGGCGCUCCUGAGGACGAACGCGAAGCCCUUCUGAUGGCCGCCGCCGCAGCAGCCGCGGCCGCCUCUGCAGCAGCCAAGAGGGAGGACAACUCAUCCUCCUCCUCAUCCUCGGUACCUCUCAACCUUCACAAAACUGAACAGGGCGCCCAACAGCUUUCCGCAAUUUGCCACGAGGUCGGCAUGAUGGAGAAAAUUCUGAUCUCGGACGGCCUCAACAAUAACAGCAGCAGCGCCAAAAGCACGCCAACAUCCUGCCUGCAACAUGCCCAAGAUGUGGAGAGCGGCAGUGCGGCCUCCUCGCCCAGACACCCGAUGCCCGCCGAGCCCCCGUGCAGUCCGCCCCUCACCCCGCAAGUCCCGAAUUUCGCGGGACUCAACGGCGACUUCGACGCCGCCAAACUGGCCGCCGCCGUCGCAGCUCAGGCGCACCUCAAUGGAACAGUGGCUAGUUUUGCCAAUCUGCAAAACCUGGCCGGUCUGCAGUCCUCGCUGGCGAACGCACCCCUCAACCUGACCAUGGGCUCGGCGCAACACCAAAGCAGCUCACAAUCUCACCAACAACCAGUCUCGAUGCCACAGCUGAUCCUGGCCUCAGGGCAGCUUGUUCAGGGCAUCCAGGGCGCGCAACUUCUCAUCCCUACCUCACAAGGUUUGGCGACGCAAACCAUUUUAGCCAUACCCGUCAGUCAGUCUACAGGCAGCCCAUUGAUUUCGUCAUUGGUGAACAGCCAAUCACCCUUGCAGAACUUGACUCAGCCCUUGCAGAUGGCAUCAGGAGCAGGGGGCUCAUCGAGUCCGCCCCUGAGUAGUCUGGGCCUGAGCUCGCAGCACCUCCUCAACUCGGCGCCUUCGGCCCUCGGCCUGCCACCGCAAAUGCUGCAGCAGCCCUUGAUGGCGCCGUCGACCGCGUCCUCCAACAACAGCCCCUCAGUCUCCAAUCAGUCAGUGAGCAGAGGUUCGGUGUCGCCGCCCAGUCACAGGACUCACCCGUACUCGAUACCAGAAAAGCAUCCGAACGGUGCAAUGAAUGGAGCUUCGAUGAACACAAUCAGCCGCCUGGCCAGCGCUACUGGCCUCACAGUCACGCCUACGCAAAGUAGAGCUCACUCUGUCUCAUCUCACCACAAAUCAAGCCCCCACUCAGCUCAGCAGACACAACUUCCGCCUCACAACCACCAUACCUCGUCGCACCAGAACGGCAGUCUCAGUCCCGGCGCCCUCAGCCCCUCGGCACUCGACCCCCUGAAUGACAUGAGUCACUUUGAUGACAUUCCAGGUCAACCGACCAUCAACCAGGCGACUGGAAACGUGGUCGACGGAAUCAACUUGGACGAAAUCAAAGAAUUCGCCAAGGCGUUCAAACUGCGCCGGUUGUCCCUGGGCCUGACGCAGACGCAGGUCGGCCAGGCCCUGAGCGUGACUGAGGGACCUGCCUACAGUCAGAGUGCAAUUUGCAGUGCCCUGGCUACUCAGAUGUACUGUACUGCUGCUCAGAUUGCGUCCCAGCAACAAGCUAUGUUUGAAAAACUCGACAUCACCCCAAAGAGUGCUCAGAAAAUAAAACCUGUGCUGGAGAGGUGGAUGAAGGAAGCUGAAGAAAGUAAUUACAGGUACAAAAGCGGUCACAAUCAAUUGACAGAGUUUAUCGGCGUCGAGCCGUCGAAAAAGAGGAAGAGAAGAACUUCUUUCACACCGCAGGCUUUAGAAAUACUGAAUGUUCAUUUCGAGAGGAACACACAUCCCUCAGGGGCUGAAAUCACAGCUCUGGCGCAACAGUUGGGUUACGAGCGAGAAGUGAUACGAAUUUGGUUCUGCAACAAGAGACAGGCGUUGAAGAACACGGUUCGCAUGAUGUCCAAGGGGGUUGUUUAAUGCCGAGGCGACCCAGUUCAAGGGACCAAAACGAUUAAAGUUGUGGCGGAAAAUUACACAAAACACUCGGCGUCGACGUAAGAGAUAAAUCGUGUGCUUAGAAGAGAGAGACAAUCAAUGUGCAUCAAGAAAACCCAGUGGUGAAUCAAGAAGAAGCAACAACAAAUUAUAUUAAACGUAAUUCUAGAGACUAUUGAUAUUCAGACAAGAUGUAAUUAUUAAUAAAUUAUCGAUUCAUGUCUCAAAGGCAUCAAUUACACAACUCUAGCAGAAAAUAAAUCAUAUUUGAAGAGCAUUUAACGCAGCGCAUUUUUCUUAACUAUCACGAUAUUUAAAAGAAAAGGUGUCUAUAUUAUGUUUAAAUUAAAAAAAAAAAAAAAAAUAUGUAGGUUGUCUGCAGGAUAAUUAUAUCACUCGAUAAAGAGUUUAUCCCUUCUAAUAGAAUUUUAACAUGUCUGAUUUUGGCUUGCAGAUGGAAAUAAGAAAUAAAUUUACUCUUUAAAUUUG
Molecule: messenger RNA, 2765 nt
Organism: Neocloeon triangulifer
Lineage: Eukaryota; Metazoa; Arthropoda; Insecta; Ephemeroptera; Baetidae
Gene: pdm3
Product: POU domain, class 6, transcription factor 2
Exons: 15
Coding region: 378-2258 (626 amino acids)
Biological process (GO): regulation of transcription by RNA polymerase II
Molecular function (GO): DNA-binding transcription factor activity, RNA polymerase II-specific; RNA polymerase II cis-regulatory region sequence-specific DNA binding
Source: RefSeq, a predicted model, not a curated record